Molecule: messenger RNA, 2210 nt
Organism: Coturnix japonica (Japanese quail)
Lineage: Eukaryota; Metazoa; Chordata; Aves; Galliformes; Phasianidae
Source: RefSeq, a predicted model, not a curated record
UUACUACGAUGUAUGAAAAUAUUGAAGAGUUAAUUACUGUCUAUUGAAAAGCGUUGUGGGAUGCAUUUCAUCCUUCACAGAAGACACAUUGUUUUCUGUCCCACACCUAAUUGGAGAAGAGAGAGAGACUAGAAAUGCCACCAGCAGUAGGAGCACCCCAGUACCCACCUCCAGAUGGAGGCUGGGGGUGGGUUGUGGUCUUUGGGGCUUUUAUUUCCAUUGGAUUCUCCUAUGCAUUUCCCAAAGCCAUCACAGUAUUCUUCAAGGAAAUACAGGAAAUCUUCCAUACAUCAUAUAGCGAGAUAGCUUGGAUAUCAUCAAUAAUGUUGGCUGUCAUGUACGCAGGAGGUCCCAUAAGCAGCAUUCUGGUGAAUAAGUAUGGUAGCCGACCAGUGAUGAUAGCAGGGGGUAUCCUGUGUUCAUUUGGCAUGAUUGCUUCCUCUUUCUGCAAUAGCGUUCUGGAGCUUUAUAUAUGUAUUGGGGUUGUUGGAGGUCUGGGUUUGGCAUUCAACUUACAACCUGCCUUAACCAUGAUUGGCAAAUAUUUCUAUAAGAAGCGUCCCAUUGCUAAUGGAUUGGCCAUGGCUGGAAGUCCAGUGUUUCUGAGCACAUUGGCACCUCUCAAUCAAUUCCUCUUUAAUGCAUUUGGUUGGAAAGGAAGCUUUCUCAUUCUGGGAGGACUACUUUUGAACUGCUGUGUGGCUGGGUCACUUAUGAGGCCUGUUGGACCAAAACCAGUCCCUCCUGUGAAAAAAGAUGUUGAAAAAGGCACAGGAGAUUCUGCCCUGCACAAAAACAACAAGAAGUCUAUUUGGCAAACUAUCAAUAAAUACCUAGACCUAUCCCUCUUCAAACACAGAGGGUUUCUGAUCUAUUUGUCAGGAAAUGUUAUUAUGUUUGUUGGUUUCUUUGCUCCAAUCGUAUUCCUGGCUCCUUAUGCCAAACACAAAGGAAUUGAUGAAUAUUCUGCUGCUUUUUUGCUAUCCAUCUUAGCCUUUGUAGAUAUGUUUGCUAGACCUUCAAUGGGACUUGUGGCAAACUCUAAAUUUAUUCGGCCAAAGAUCCAGUACUUUUUUAGCUUUGCUGUCUUCUACAAUGGCAUCUGUCAUAUCUUGUGCCCUCUGGCAACAAAUUACACUGGUUUGGUGAUAUAUGCUGUAUUUUUUGGGUUUGCAUUUGGAAUGGUUAGCAGUGUACUUUUUGAGACUCUGAUGGACCUUGUUGGUGCUGCCAGAUUUUCCAGUGCAGUUGGACUGGUAACCAUUGUGGAAUGCUGCCCUGUGCUCAUAGGCCCUCCUCUAGGAGGUUGGUUAGUGGAUGUUACUGGUGAAUAUCAAUACAUGUAUUUUGUCUGUGGAGUGAUUGUGAUUGUAGCCAGCAUCUGGUUGUUCAUUGGCAAUGCCAUUAACUACAGGCUUCUAGCAAAAGAGAAGAAGUUAGAAGAUGAGAAACAGAAAGCACAGAAGAACGCUGACUUGAAGGAGGCAGAACCACUAACAAAUAAUGAGAAUGAAGAUGCUGCCAGCAGAGCUGACAAAACUCUUGAAGAUCCUUCAGAAAGAGAAACCAAUAUUUAAUCUACAGUGUAGCCCAGAAGACAACAUUUAUGACUUCCAUUAGAAAUAUGCCUUCAGGACACAAGCCAGGUUCUGUGUUAAUAAUGAUCAGUUACAAUAUUGGAUGGGAACAGAUUUUUGCCCCAUGUCAAGACUCCAAGUUAGAUCUACAGUUUAUUUAUUUCAGUGAUACAAAAUUGAGGUUACAGAGGUAGUGUCUCCAUAUAAUGAGACCAUCCAAACUAUGACUCUGGACAGUGAAGAGUCCAGAAAACUAGCUGUAAAUUCUUCACACAACAAAGUUUUGUUUCAAAAAUACAUCAAAUGCAAAAGCAUCUCUUACUGUUAUAUGGGAAGAUAUUUUGUGUUCAUUAAUAGAGUACUGUUAAUGUCUUUUGAAUUGAUGUGCCCAAACUGUAUUUACUACUAAUAUCAUAAAACAAUAUGAGCUCAAAUGUAUGUUUCAAAAUUAUGCGAAUGAAGCACAAUGAAAACUUUUUUUUUCUCAUUAGUAUGCCCACUAGAUCAAAAUAUUCAAUAUAUCUAUAUAAACAGUUACAAUAGGAAUGUAAAAGUUAAGGUUGGAAGGCAAUCAAUUGGUGGGCACAAUUUAUAAAACGUAAUAAACAGCGGAGGUUGUUUCCUCCUGUAAUA